Molecule: messenger RNA, 1241 nt
Organism: Haliotis rubra (blacklip abalone)
Lineage: Eukaryota; Metazoa; Mollusca; Gastropoda; Lepetellida; Haliotidae
Product: sialate O-acetylesterase-like
Exons: 7
Coding region: 1-1200 (399 amino acids)
Biological process (GO): carbohydrate metabolic process
Molecular function (GO): sialate O-acetylesterase activity
Source: RefSeq, a predicted model, not a curated record
AUGCAGUUUACAGUUUCCAUGGCUUUGAACGCCACGGAAGAGGAGUUCGAUGCAUCUAACCAUCCCAACAUCCGGGUAUUUACAGUUGCCCUGGGAGGGUCGCCUUUUGAAGAAUAUGACUUGUUGGGUAUCAGUGAACCCUGGUCUGUUCCUAAUGCAGAUAGCAUUGGUGGCUCCCCUUGGUCGUACUUUUCGGCAGUGUGUUGGUUAUAUGGCAAGUACCUGUCGUCGCAUCUCAAAUACCCCAUCGGCCUCAUAGCAUCAUCAUACGAAGGAACCCGAGUGGAGGCGUGGUCAGCUCCCAAUGUUCUCAAGAAAUGUGGUGUAACCGAUGUAGCCGACAUAAACGAUGGUAGUGAUGUUUCUGGUGUUGAUCCAAAUGCUGCCUCUGUCUUGUGGAAUGCCAUGAUACGACCGUUCCUGAACAUGACCAUAUAUGGAGCCAUAUGGUAUCAAGGUGAGUCCAAUGCUGCACCAUCCAAGACAAUGAACCAGUACAACUGUACGUUCCCCGCCAUGAUUGAUGACUGGAGAGACAGAUUCCAUGACGGCUCCCUUGGUGAAAGCGACCCACUGUUCCCGUUUGGAUUUGUACAGCUUGCUCCAUUUAGAGACAAUGACACCAUUACUACAGGCUACACAGACAUUCGGUGGCACCAGACAGCUGACUAUGGCUAUGUCCCUAACGACAGAAUGAAGAACACCUUCAUGUCGGUGGCCAUGGACCUGCCGGAUUUCUCGUCUCCUUGGCAAAUUAUCCAUCCCCGGGACAAGCAGGAUGUGUCUAUGCGUCUGUGUACAGCUGGACUUGCUGUGGCCUACAACCAAACUCAGUACUCCACCCUCAAUGGCCCCUACCCUUCUAGUGUUACUGUGGGGGAAGAUGGAACCGUACAGAUAACAUAUGACAAGGUUCUGGAAAUUAGAUCGAAAUCAGGCUUUGAGGUGACAUGUGUCCCCGCCAACAGUUCAUCAGGACCAGAUGACAAUUCAGUGUGGUUCCCCUUGCCUAUGACGUCACAUGACAACACGUCAGUGACUCUCAACUACAGCCAACUAUGUCUUCGGUCUAGAGAAAUGGUGGUGUCUGCCAUACGUUAUGCCUGGCGAGAGUCGCCGUGUCCCUUUAAACAGUGUGCCGUCUACAACAAGGAUAGUGGCUACCCUGGGCCACCAUUCAUUCGAUUUGUUAGGCAAUAAGAUGAGAAGUAUUACAAUUCUGAAAUAAAUCGGAUACAAAA